CUCCGAGCCGCCGUCCGGCCGCCAUGGCAGAGCUAGGCCUUAAUGAGCACCACCAGAAUGAAGUGAUAAACUACAUGCGCUUCGCUCGUUUCAAGCGUGGCCUGUGUCUCAAAACAGUGGAUUCUUGUUUUCAGGACCUUAAGGACAGCAGACUUGUUGAGGAGACCUUCACAGUUGAUGAGGUGAUAGACAUGCUGGAUGGACUGCGGACUGUUGUACACAGUGAAGUGGAGUCGGAGCUCAUAAAUACAACUUACACCAAUGUUUUACUUCUGCGGCAGCUCUUUUCGCAGGCUGAGAAGUGGUACCUUAAGUUACAGACAGACAUCUCUGAAUUGGAGAAUCGAGAAUUGUUGGAACAGGUUGCUGAGUUUGAAAAGUCAGAAUUUACAUCUUCGAACAAGAAGCCCAGUGCAGAUCCCAUUAAACCCAAACUGGCUCCAUUAAAUGAAGGUGGGUCAGAGCUGCUAAACAAGACAGUUGCUUGUCUCCAAGAAGAAAAUGAAAAAUUGAAGACCAGACUCAAGACCAUAGAAACACAGGCUACAGCUGCACUAGAUGAAAAGUCCAAACUAGAGAAGUCACUGAAGGAUUUACAGAUGAUCCAAGGGGAUCAAAAGACUAAUGCAAACCAGGAUAUCACUGAACUGGAGAAUAAAGUGGCAGCUUUGAAACGCCAGUUUGAGAAGACUUUGAAUGACUCUACAGCAAACCAAAAAUUCUUGGAAGAGAAUUUGGUCACAACAAAACAUGACUUGCUUAAGGUUCAGGAUCAGCUAUCCACAGCUGAAAAGGAAUUAGAGAAGAAAUUUCAGCAAACAGCUGCCUAUCGCAACAUGAAAGAGAUUCUCACUAAGAAGAAUGAACAGAUAAAGGAUCUACGUAAAAAGCUUUCCAAAUACGAGCCAGAGGACUAAAACACCAAGAACAUCUGAUCUAUCAGAAGCUGCUAUAGAAAGAAAAUGUAGACUGGUAUUAUUUUUCAAUAAUUUUUGUUUUGAAUGGUAUAUUUUUUGCUUCUAGUGCUUAAAAUAACUUUUUAUUAAUACUAAUAAGAUGCAGAAACUCCUAUAUUACUUCCUUAUAAGCCUACAAUUUAUAGGUAUUAGUUUCUGUAGUCAUGUUUUUCAUUGUUAACCAUCAACAUUCCUUGAGAAAUAGCAAACAGGAGUUUAUUGAAGAACUGAGACCAUUCUCUACAACGA
Molecule: messenger RNA, 1205 nt
Organism: Gavia stellata (red-throated loon)
Lineage: Eukaryota; Metazoa; Chordata; Aves; Gaviiformes; Gaviidae
Gene: LZTFL1
Product: leucine zipper transcription factor like 1
Exons: 10
Coding region: 24-917 (297 amino acids)
Biological process (GO): negative regulation of protein localization to cilium
Cellular component (GO): cytoplasm
Source: RefSeq, a predicted model, not a curated record